Messenger RNA from Dermacentor albipictus, 1010 nucleotides. RefSeq names its product jagunal (gene jagn). NCBI's taxonomy places the organism in Eukaryota, Metazoa, Arthropoda, Arachnida, Ixodida, Ixodidae. Gene Ontology annotation, biological process: endoplasmic reticulum organization; vesicle-mediated transport. The record is from RefSeq and is a predicted model, not a curated record. Gene Ontology annotation, cellular component: endoplasmic reticulum membrane.
ACCGGAAGCGCUGCAGAGCUUCCGGCAAAGAAACGAUGUCGUCUAGCCGACCUCGAUCAAGGAUUCCUCAAAUUUUGUACGACGAAUAACGAAAAGCAUGGCAUCUCGAGGUGGCACUCACGUUAGCGGCACUGAUGGCAGCGAUUUCAACCAUCGACAAAAAGUGGCAUCGCACUACCAGAUCAGUGCCAUUUACAAGACAAGGCUAAAGACUGCAAUGCUGCUGCACUUCUUCCUGUUUCUGGCCAUGUGCGCCAAGCUAGCUGAGGACGUGCUUGAUCGGCUGGACGUCUUCAUCCUUGAGCUGGAGGAGCUGUACAUACCGAAACCUCUGCUUUGGGAGUGGGUCUGGCUGGCCAGCCUGGCGUUCACAGUGCCGGGCCUCACAGCUAUACGCCGCAACCGUGCCAGCAACAUGAAGGUGUACGUUGCCGGCACGUUCCUCCUGGGGCUGUGUCCCGUGAUCGGAGCUGCGGCCUACUUCUUCCGCGACAUGUAUGGCUUUGUGCAGCAUGGUCAUGCCGUCGAAGGUGUUGAGUUGUGGCAGGGUUACCCCGUGGCAGUCCUCUGGUAUGCCUUCCUCACCGUGGCCUUCCAGGCCCACAUGUUCUCACUCUACUUUGGCGUAAGGCUCAUUCUGGCUUGGCAACGUGGAACAGUCGUCAAGAAAGCCAAGUAACCAUGCUACGUGCCCACGUUGCUCCGCAGGUGCACACUCAUUGCAGCGUCCUGUAUGGCUGACCUUGUGCAGCAGUCUUCCUUCUUUCCUUCUGUCCAUACACGUGUGGAGUGUGCUGGAUCAGUGUCACAGUUGUCGGUUGCUGACCAAGUGCGAACUGCAGUGAGCCAGCCACCUCAUCACCCAGUGCAAACCCUUCUACCCAACUCAGGAGCCUUUAAACACACUGUCAACUACUGCCAUUUCUAUUGAGCCCGUUGUCUGUAGUUCCAGCAUGGCCUUUUUCUUUGUCCAAAAUCAUGCUGUCAGAAUAAAGUGUUGCAGUGCUUGC